CUCACACACACACACACACACACACACACACCGACGCGUCUCCCUGAGCAGCUGAUCACAGACCUGUUGAAGGUCGUCAUCCUCGGCAGGUUUCUUCUCCUCGGAGGCCGGAUGCCCGGCUGACAGAUGGGACCUCGGACAGCAGUGGCUCCUUCUAAGGAGGCGAAGGAGGUGGCAGGAGGUCGGGGAUUACCCCGAAUGAGGAGCUGCGACGGCAGCAGAUACAGGAGGAGAGGAGUCGGCCUAUCCAACAACUCCCCCUCUUCAUCUUCCUCCUCCUCCUCUUCACCAGUGCUCUACAGCCCCAAAUCAGUCCUGAAGAGACCGGUGAGCACGGAGGAGCUGCAGAGACCGGGAGGACCUUACAUCAAGAAGACCUUCACAGUGGUGUCCGAUGCCGUCGGGUGGGGUUUUGUGGUGCGAGGAGAGCGGCCGUGUCACAUCCAGGCCGUGGAGCCCUGCGGCCCGGCUGCUGCUGCCGGGAUGAAGGUCCGUCAGUUUGUGGUUUCGCUCAACGGGGUCAACGUCCUGGAUCUGGACUACCGGACCGUCAGCCACCGGGUCCUCACGGGACCCCGGGCGGUGGUGAUGGAGGUGAUGGAGGAGACCGACCACUGAGCCACAGGGAGACAAAGCCAAAGACAACUUUUGUGAAACAGGAGGCGUCCCUCGAGGACAGGAAGGAGGAGACCUCCUCAGGAACCACGUGUCCGGCUGAACUUUAGGAUCGUCCCCCCCAGAAGGAUCGCCCGGAACCCAAAGGUCUUUGGAGGGGGACGCUGGGGGGUACAAACCGCCGGGGACGUCCAGGGGUCAGCUGAGCUGAUCACGUGACGAUUAGUCAGGAAAUAGUUUGGUUCUUGACCUCCGCUCUCCUCUCGUUGUGUCAUUUUUCAUUUUCUUCUAAACAAAAGCGGCUUUUCUUCAUUUUAAAUAAAGAUUCCGGCCUUAAAGGACUAUGAGGGGAAGCCAGGUCCUCUUCAUACUCACCGAGGGGACGGGGGGGGGACGGGGGACGGAGGGGACGGGGUUCUAGAGACACACCUGCUCUGUGUUUUCCUGAAAGUCUCCCUGAAGGAUCACGCUGUUGACGCGGCGUCUUCCUUCAUUUGGGAGGUUUGGACUUUUGGCCCCCGCACACAAACACAUUACCCCCCCCAGUGUUUGCUUUUCCAUCCGCAACAUCUGUGUGUGUGUGUGUGUGUGUGUGAGUGUGUGUGUGUGUGUGUGUGUGUGUGUGUGGAUCAACACUUUUAAACUGAAGAGUCUUUUAAAGCCUUUGUACCACCUUUUUUCUGCUCUUGUGUUCAGUCGACUCAACGGGAAAAGACUCUUCUCUCAGCGUCUCUCAGCGUUCAUCUCGUCUCCUCUGAGUCUCUCGUCUCCUCUGAGUCUCUCGUCUCCUCUGAGUCUCUAGUCUCCUCUCUGAGUCUCU
Messenger RNA from Gasterosteus aculeatus aculeatus (three-spined stickleback), 1435 nucleotides. Its product is annotated as DEP domain-containing mTOR-interacting protein. Gene Ontology annotation, cellular component: plasma membrane. The record is from RefSeq and is a predicted model, not a curated record. Gene Ontology annotation, biological process: positive regulation of GTPase activity; regulation of signaling; G protein-coupled receptor signaling pathway. NCBI's taxonomy places the organism in Eukaryota, Metazoa, Chordata, Actinopteri, Perciformes, Gasterosteidae. Gene Ontology annotation, molecular function: GTPase activator activity; guanyl-nucleotide exchange factor activity; protein binding.